This is a messenger RNA of Juglans microcarpa x Juglans regia, 564 nucleotides long. RefSeq lists its product as uncharacterized. The record is from RefSeq and is a predicted model, not a curated record. The transcript has a single exon. Bases 1 to 564 code for a protein of 187 amino acids. Lineage: Eukaryota; Viridiplantae; Streptophyta; Magnoliopsida; Fagales; Juglandaceae.
AUGUCGCAAUCCAACCAUGUUGUUGUACGCUGGCUUCGUAUUGAUCAACUUAUACUUGGUUGGUCGAAUAGCUCACUAUUAGAUGCACCCUUGUCUCAGGUGAUCAACAGUGAAUCCUCCCAAGAUGCUUGGGAAGUGUUGAGAACUUUGUAUGGAAGCCAUACAAAGGAUAGGAUCCAACAAAUUAGAGGCGAGUUUCAAACACUCACCAUAGGCACGUCCUCAAUGGAGGACUAUGUCCACAAAGCCAAGUCAUUGGCUCUUUCACUUCAUGGUGCUGGCAAACCAAUGGAUGAAGAUGACUUCAUCACUUGCAUCCUCAGAGGUCUUGGAUUUGAACUUGAUCCUAUUGUUGCUGCCAUCAAUGCUCACGAAGUUUUCCCACCACUUGAAGGCGUGAUUGGCAAACUAAAAGAUUUGGAAAUGUGUAUCGUAUCUGCCCAUGAAGCAUCUUCUGCUAUUGCCCUCUAUACAAACCAUGGAAACUUUAACAACCAUACUAGGGGAUUUCGUAAUUCUUGUGGACGUGGUUCUGCACCCUCCCAGUAUCACCAACAGAAAUAA